Molecule: messenger RNA, 2868 nt
Organism: Heterobilharzia americana
Lineage: Eukaryota; Metazoa; Platyhelminthes; Trematoda; Strigeidida; Schistosomatidae
Source: the annotation of a GenBank genome assembly
GGCAGUUACUUGGCAGCACUUGUGAAACUUCAGAGAGAUAAGGUAUGCUAUUUAUGUGGUGAGGAUUUUAAGAAGAGUAAUGAAGAAAUCCAUUGGAAUGCGUUUAGAAAGUGUUGCCGUACUUUCAAGUUCGCAACACGGCUUUUGCUGCAGCUUUUCUUACUUGACAAACCUCUCAGUCCCAGGCGGUCAGUUGUAUCACUUUCCUGGACCCUGGCAAAACCGUAGACAAGGUUUAUAGUUCCACGUUGCCUAAGCGAAUAGAAACUCUUUGGUUUGCUGGCAAUCAACUUGCGUGAAUCAAUGAGCUCGGUUUUGGGUCAGUGCUGAAGUCACAUCUUGGAAGUCAAUACGUCAUCGAAUGAAUACCUUACGGCACACUCCUAACGUUACUGAAAAUAAAUUUCACAAGCAACUCUGCAUCAUGUUUCACCGGUAGGUGUUUAAAACGCAUUCUCAACUAAAAUUCAGUUUCCCUGUACAAUGGCUAAAGUAACCACAAUAGCUAAUGUCGUCCUCGUGUAAAUGAUUUGGAUGAGAUUGUAUCACAUAAGUUUAAAGCAAGCUAUUUGAAGAACUAGUAAUCUAUCAGUGAUAGUGACCUUGUAGUGGCGUAUGAAACCUCCAGCUACCUAACUUACAACUUACAUUUUCAAAUCGUCUGAUGCAUUCUUCGCACUCUGGCCAUGUUUGUAAGUUUCUGUUCAUCACAAGUUGUCUGAAUUCAGCUACCAAAUUUACUGGUCCUACAUUCAAUCUGAAGGACAUUUUAAUGUUGCUUUACAAAUGCCGGUUGUUACAAAAACGCUUCUGUUCAGGUCAAGAACGAAGCGUCGAUGUUUCCAAAAUUAGAAAACACCGUUUUUUUUUAUUAGGGCCAUAUCGUACUGGCCAAUCAGAAAACGACAAUUAGCGCUUUAUCUCACUCGCGCAAAAUAGGAAAUUACGUCCGUCGACUGGCACUCCUUAGUUUUUCUAGGUCAGUGAUGUUAUAAGUGGUUAGUCGCGUUGGUACUACCGGAAACGUGACUAGUUUCCUGUGAUUCGAUAUGCGCUGGUACCAGUCUAGUCUGCACCUCACCUUACUGAUAGAAAAGACAAAUAAGGAAACAGGUGUAAAUGGCUAAUGAUACUCGAAUGGAAAGUAUAUCAGUAUGCACUGAAGAAUUAUUUUGGGCAAAACGUUUCUAAAUUCUUUUUGGUUAAACUUCGUACUUUGAUGACGCAGCUGUUAACUAGCACGUGACGGACGCAAAACGACACUCGUAUAACGACUAUAGGAUGACAACUUAAAGGGGCAUUUACCGCAAAGAUGAUUGCGAAAUUGCAAGAUGAGCCGAAGUCAUCUUUGAAAGUGAUGAUGAACAGUAUCUUGAAACCUGAUCUGGGCAUGCAGUUUACCAUGCUUGGAACUUCAAGAAAGGCUGGGAUCAUCAACUUAAAUUUUUAUAAAAUCAUGAGGUCUGUUAUCACAUCCAAAUUCUCAGGGCCACUCGUAUCUCAUCGGGAAAUUGAAGACAUCAUGGAUGCAACUACCAAGUCUUACUUCCACAAUGUACGGGACAAGGUGGUUAGGCGUGUUAAGCCGAAAGCAUUAUGAGUUAAUUUGUACUUUUCCACGUUUACAGCCGAUAACUGUCAUCAGUAUUGAAGAACAUACGGAGCCGGUAGGUUUGGGGUUUAUGUUGCAAUCAUAUUUGAAAACGUUAUCAAAAUCGCUUGGUACUAAUUUACACUUCUUUUAGAAAGCCGAUGACAGCGAAACAGAAAACUACUAAGACGUGAAAACUGAAAUCAAUUAUUUGUAAUCAAUUUCCAAAAAUAUAAAUUUCCUAAUUUCACGUGUACUUUUGCCUUUCUCUGAGGAAUGUUUGAAAGCCAUGCGAUAUGUUGCGUAAAUAAAUCAGGGAAUGCUGAAAUUUCGCGUCCAUAAAGCGUUGAGUGCCGAAAUAGUGCUUAAUUUAGGUCGUAAUAAUGCCUUAAUAAAGCGGUCAACGCGGAAAAAGUGCGGAAAUAAGGCUGGUAUUCAGCGUAAGUAAAGCGGUCAUUGCUUAAAUUGAGUGAAUAGCCAGAAUAAUCCGAUCGAUAGGUUAGGGGUAGGAAAUUAUUACAAAUUAUUCCCUGACCCGCGGAAAUAAUGCUGAAAUUAUACGUAAAUGCAGCGGCGGGUGCUGCAAAAACGGGAAUUGUGCGGAAAUAAAGCGGGAUCUACGCAUGCACGCUGAAAUUAUUCUGCAAGUGCCUAAAUUAUGCGGGUAGUCCGUAAAAAUCCGCUUAAUUGUCGCAUUUCGGCAUUAUUUCCGCAUUCAUAUGCUAUGCAUUGACACGCCUUAUUUCAGCAUUCAUGUUUGACUGAGUACUAGGCUAAAAUUUCGAUAUAAUUUUCGUUUGUUUAUUUUAAACAUAGUAUUAUUUUGGUGCAUUACGAUCUCACCGUUAUACCAUAACAAGGUUAUUUGAGUGAAUGACGGUGAUAAUGACAACUUUCUUCUAAAUGGGGUCUCUGAUGCGGUCUGAAAUUCUUGUUGAGCUCUAUUGAAAUGAAGACUGACUCUCAUAUUGCAUUUCCUCUGAUGAUAAUUGUUGGUAAUUAAUUUUCGGCAUGAUUCUGGUUAGUGGUUUAUUAAGGAUCGGGAAAUUGGAAUUGCUCUUAGCUUAUAUCAUUGGAUAAUGUAUACUUGUGUGCUUCUAUUCUCGUGUACAUGAUUGAUGCGGAACUUUUGACUUGAAGUAUUUUCUUAAGUUGAUAUGCAUACUAGAUGUGGUUGAGCUGAAUUUCAUAUUCAGGCACUCGAGGAUACUUAAUUAUUUGAUUACUCAUUUUCCCCAUUUAGAAGGGAGGCAGUGGGUUUUGAGAGCAUAGAGGUC